UCUCGUUCGGACUGUCGAAAAAUUUUGUCCAUCUGGUGAUCAGCCGUGCUUUCUGUGGGGCAUUCAAUGGGAGUAAUGGGGUCAUCAAAAGCAUGGUGAUGGACAUCACUGACACAACCAACUUGCCGAAGGCAUACAGCUAUAUGCCGCUCCCAUAGAUGUUGGGGACCUUAGUUGGACCACUCGUUGGUGGAUCGCUCUCCAGACCAGUGGACAGAUUCCCUGAGAUUUUUGGGCGAUCAAAACUCCUGACAACCUACCCAUACCUCUUACCAUGCGCCGUUCCAGCUAUAUUCGCCCUGGUGGCUUGGUUAGUCACGUAUUCUCGUUUCAAAGAGAGCGUUUCAACAAGGGCACCUUUUUGGGAGCUGAUUAAAGGAUGGCUCUUGCGACAGUCAUACGCAAAGCAUUUUCCGCCAUCGAGAAGUGCUCUGGCCAUUUCUGGAGUAGCAAACUCUGAAGAAGUUCCAUCAAAACCGCUGCCACUGUGCGCCUUGCUAACUCCAAAGGUCCUGACUGUAACAGCAAGUUAUGUCACCAUGGCUCUGUUUUACAUGGCAUUUAGUUCUGUUCUACCUGUUUUCUACUCGACGCCGAUUGAACUAGGUGGCCUUUCCCUUGACCCUCCCCAUAUUGGUGCUAUACUUGCGGUAUCAGGUGUUGCCCAUGGCGUAUUCCAGCUACUUUUCUACGCACGGCUACACGAUCGCUUCGGUGCAAGAGCCAUCCAUAUCGCUGGCGUUGGCUCCGGCGUACCUAUCAUCAUUUUAUUCCCUGUGAUCAACACGCUCGCUCGAGUCCAUGGCCUGGGUUGGGCAGUGUGGUUGUCUGUUGGCGUUCAAUUUUCGCUGGCAACUAGCUUGGUUAUGUGCUAUCCCUGCUUGGCAUUGUUUAUCAGAGCCGCCGCUCCCAAUCGCGCAUCGCUUGGAGCAACCAAUGGAAUUAUCCAGCUGGUUGUAGCAGGAGCAAGGAUCAUUGGCCCAGCAUCUGCAGCUUCGGUCUUCUCUUAUUCGAUACAGGAAGGUCAUGACGCGUGGUCGGUAUAUUACUACUUGAUGACAGUUGCAUUUCUCGCUGUAGGUACUUCUCUGUUGCUUCCCCGUGAUCCUAGUGUAUGGGAAGAUCACCAGUAGUAUCGUCACCAGCGACCUGCAUGUUGUUUGUUUUCAGCUUUGUUC
This is a messenger RNA of Suillus subalutaceus, 1178 nucleotides long. RefSeq names its product major facilitator superfamily domain-containing protein. The record is from RefSeq and is a predicted model, not a curated record. Bases 159 to 1133 code for a protein of 324 amino acids. The transcript has 5 exons. NCBI's taxonomy places the organism in Eukaryota, Fungi, Basidiomycota, Agaricomycetes, Boletales, Suillaceae.